GGUAAAUGUUUGCUCUGAGUACUGGAAUUUCUUCAUCAAAAUGUUAAAUCCAGAGCAUGGGAACAACAUAAUCAGUUGUAAACGUGGAAUGUUAACACUAUGGUGGCUUCCUUCGCAUUAUUAGUUGCGGCGAUCGAUUUUGGUACUACCUUUUCCGGUUGGGGAUUUUCGUUCAGACAUGAGUUUGAAAGUGAACCAACAAAAGUGUUUACAAAGCCUUGGCCUGGCGGACGGCUGUCUCUAAAAGGGCCAACGUGCAUUUUGAUAGAACCAGAUGGUCUGACACUACACAGUUUUGGAUAUGAAGCGGAAAAUAAAUACGCCGAUCUGGUGGCUAACGAAGAACCCGAGAAGUGGUUCUUCUUCCAACGGUUUAAGAUGCAACUUUACGAGAAACAGAGACUUGGGAGAGACAUGGUGUUAGAAGACAUCAGCGGAAAAAAGAGGCUCUCUGCUAAAACAGUAUUUUCGCUGUCCAUUAAGUACAUGAAGGAUGACCUUAUGAAGAUGUUACAGGGACGUAUGUUUGGUUGUGGCAUCAAAGAAGAUGAAAUACAAUGGGUCCUUACUGUACCAGCUAUCUGGAAUGACGCCGCGAAGCAAUUCAUGAGGGAAGCUGCACAAGAGGCUGGUAUAUUAGAAGAUAAAUUGAGCAUUGCGUUGGAACCAGAAGCAGCCAGUUUAUUCUGUCGCCAUCUACCGGUUGAAAAACUCAGCAGUGAUAAAACAACAUUGUCUACGUUUGAAGUAGGAAAAAAGUACAUUGUAUUGGAUGCAGGAGGUGGCACUGUGGAUAUUACGGUACAUGAAGUUUUGUCUGGCGGGAAACUUAAAGAACUGUACAAAGCCAGUGGUGGAAAUUGGGGAGGUACAAGAGUAGAUCAGGCUUUCACAGACUUUCUGUCCAACGUUGCAGGUUCUGAUGUGAUGUCAAAAUUCAAAGACAGACAUAUAGAGGACUACAUUGACCUGUUGAGACAUUUUGAAGUAAAGAAGAGAGAUAUAUGUCCAAGCACUGACUCAAAAGUAACAUUCAAAAUACCCCAAACGUUUGCCGACGUAGUGCAAGAAUGCAGAGAUAAAACGCUGCAGAAAAGGAUUGAUGAGACAAUAUACUCGACACAGGUUAAACUGCAAGCAGAUAAACUACGAGUGAAAGCAGAUGUAGCUAAGCUAUUUUUUGAGUCUCCAAUAAAAAACAUCAUAAAUCACGUAAAAGCCUUGCUGCAAGAACCCGUUAACAAUGAUGUUUCUGCCAUUCUCAUGGUUGGUGGGUUUUCCGAGUCGCAUAUGCUACAAGAAGCCAUAAGAAACAAUUUUCCAAAUCUAGGAGUUAAAUGAA
Messenger RNA from Mercenaria mercenaria, 1342 nucleotides. Its product is annotated as heat shock 70 kDa protein 12B-like. The transcript is spliced from 8 exons. Gene Ontology annotation, molecular function: ATP binding; ATP-dependent protein folding chaperone. The record is from RefSeq and is a predicted model, not a curated record. NCBI's taxonomy places the organism in Eukaryota, Metazoa, Mollusca, Bivalvia, Venerida, Veneridae. Bases 100 to 1341 code for a protein of 413 amino acids.